CGGAGGCGCACCGGCUCCACACAGCAGAAACAGCGCACUAUGGCCUCUCUCUGAGCCUCCUCRUACGAGACUUGUGCACACACACAACCGGCAAUCCGUCACCAUCGACGCCUUGAYCAUGGACCUGUGGUCCAGAGGCUUUUUCGGGGGUCAUCGGAGAGGUCAAUAGUACUCCUGAAGAUUAUAUUAUUAGCUUGUGAACGCUGUCACUUUCGGACAUCCCUGGAUUUAAAACGAAGUGACAGUAGCACUCACCCCAUCUGCCGGUUAGCUAGCCAAGAAGGGCAUCACUCGUCUGUUGAAGUGAAGGACAAGAAAACUACGAAACUCAGUAAGAAAGGACUGAUCAGAGGCUGAUACCUCUAUCUGACAACACUGUCACUGUUGGUAUCUGAAAGGCUGGCAACACACCGCCACCCUAAUGCAGACCCGUAAAAGAACGUGAAAUGAACAAACCGCCACCACCUAUAACGGGACCUACUACUGUCCCAAACCCAUCUCCCUCCCCUGGACUGACACAGGCUGCAUACGGGCCUGGGCAGCCUCCUUCUCUUGUGUUUGCCACCCCCCCACCUCCACAAAUGAACUCUGCCCAACAGCCACGACAGUUUGCUACAGGGCCCCGUACAUUGCAUCAACAGGGUGGAUACAGAGCGUUGCAGAGUUACUACCAAAACCGACCCGCAAUGACCACCAGUGCUCCAAGGGUACCUACAAGUAGUGGGCCUCGACCUGUUGGACCUACGCAUAUCUACCAAUCCGGUUCCCAGAUGAUGAUGAUCCCCCAGCAGCAGCUGCCUUUUGCUGGCUCGCCUCAGGGAUAUUUCAUCCCACCUGGACAGUACCGGACUCCAUACAUGACUCCUACCCAGCAGUAUUCUGUGUCUAGUGGUACAAGUUUCUACUCUGGAACUAGUCCUGCUGAGUACCCUGGUUAUGCAGGAGCAUAUUACCCAGCUCAACCACAGUACACCCAAUCAGUCCAGGCUGCACCGGUCAUGAUCAACCCGGCCCAGCACCAGCAACAAGCCCCGCCUCCUCAGCAACUGCCAGCACAGCCACAAGGCCAGCUAAAGAGGGAACGCAAACAGAUAAUAAUACGAGACCCCAACCAAGGUGGGCGUGAUAUCACAAAGGAGAUCAUGUCAGGUGGAAGAUCCUCCACUACACCAACUCCACCACAGGCCUCCAUAACAGAUCUGAGUGUCGCCCAAACCAAUGGUGAAGUUGUACAGCCGGUUGUUGCCGUGGCAAGAGAUGAACAUAAGGAGCCUCCCUCCAGUGCUGAAACUCCUCCACCUCCAGCUACAGUAGACACGGAGCCUGUAGUGGAGGUCAAACAGGAAGUAGAAAGCCAAGUGACGCCGCCUGUUGAGUUAGCGGCACAGAUUGUGGCUACCACAGCUUCUCCUGAGGCACUGCCCCCACUAUUAAAGGACCAGCAGCCUCCAUCUCCCCCUCCUCCAGAAGCAGCAGGUGUCAUCAGUGAUGCAGAGGUCAUCAGUGCUAAUGUUAGUGACACAGUCGAUGCGCCUGUCGGACCCUCAGUGUCGUUAGCGGCAGCACCAGAGACUCCUGUGAAAGCGGAGGAGCCACAGGCUGCUCCUCCAGCUGAAGUAGCUCCCAAAAAGGAGGAAGUGAAGAUGGAAGAUGUUAAAUUGAAAAAAGAGGAGCAGACACCCACGUUAGAGCCUGCAGCUGAGGCUGCAGCAACAGCUGCCCCGGUAAAGCUGGCAGAAGAGGAAACGGCUGCAAAAGCAACGAGCGAAGUCUCCCAGCCCGCCCCGUCUGUAACGGAACCCGCUGCGCCGCAGAGCCAGGACGUCGAGCCGAGCUCCGACCCCGAACCAGAACCCGCAUCGGCCGAGACGGCAGAGUCUCCCCUUUCGAACGGCCUUCCUCAGGAGACCGAAGAGCCGUCUGAGGACCUACCAGUUUCUGACACUACACCCCACGACAAACCCGACCCUUCUCAAUCUCAGGAGUCCACACCUGUGGCAGCACCAACGUCACCAGCACAGGAGGAAGAGGGGGAGACACGGGAGGAAGAGUCGCAGAUCAAGAAAAAAGAUCCUCUUCAUGCCUCUGUCAGCUGCCCAGAGGAAUCUCCUAUUAUGCAAGCUCUGUCCGUGCCAAAGAAAAAGAAAACCAUGAAAGAGCUCAACAAGAAGGGAGACAUCGGGGACAUUCUGGAUGCMUUUAAGGAUCAGGAGCAGCCGGUUCCUGAACCCACACCCAUUCAGACCAGCCCUCCAGCUCCAGCCGAACCUCCUGCUGAACCUGCAGCCGAGCCCGUCGAUGAGACUUGGGAGGAAAAAGAGGACAAGCAGAACGCAGAACCAGACAAACCCACGAACCCACUCGAGCCAACUGAGCAGAAAUACCAAUACAAAGAAGAACAAUGGAAGCCGAUAGACCCAGAGGAGAAGAAGCGGUACGACAGAGAGUUUCUCCUGCGCUUCCAGUUCAGCAGUGCCAGCAUGCACAAACCUGAGGGACUGCCCAUCAUCAGCGACGUGGUCUUGGACAAGGUAAACAAGACUCCACUCCGACCUGCUGACCCAUCUCGACAGAUGAAUGUCGGUCCUGAUUUUACUCCCUCAUAUUUGGGAAAUCUUGGGAGCAGAUCAGUCGGAGGACCACGAGGCCCGCCCCCCGGGCCACGGCGCUCCCAGCAAGGCCAGAAAAAAGUGCCAAUAAGAAUCAUCAACAGCAUGUCGCUCAAUGAUGACGUGCAGCUUAACAAGGCUGAGAAAGCCUGGAAGCCCUCGACGAAGAAGUCCUCGCGUAGCCGCGCAGGAGAGGAAGUUGACGAAGAUGACCCCGAACAGGCCAAAACCCAAGAGCUGUUCAAGCGGCUGCGCAGCAUCCUGAACAAGCUGACCCCGCAGAAGUUCCAGGAGCUGAUGAAGCAGGUGACGGACCUGAAGAUCGACACAGAAGAAAGGCUGAAGGGAGUUAUUGACCUCAUCUUUGAGAAGGCCAUCUCAGAGCCCAACUUCUCUGUGGCCUACGCCAACAUGUGCCGCUGCCUUAUGACCUUAAAAGUACCCACCUCAGAGUCCGGAAACUUUGUGAACUUCCGCAAGCUGUUGCUCAACCGAUGCCAGAAAGAGUUUGAGAAGGACCAGGAUGAUGAUGCGUUCUUUGAGAAAAAGCAGAAAGAGUUGGAGGCUGCUAAAGAUGAGGAGCGUGAGCGAUUGAGGGUGGAGUUUGAAGAAACCAGAGACAAAGCUCGAAGGCGGUCGCUGGGGAACAUAAAGUUUAUUGGUGAACUCUUUAAGCUGAAAAUGCUGACCGAGCCCAUCAUGCACGACUGCGUGGUGAAACUACUGAAGAACCACGACGAGGAAUCCCUCGAGUGUCUCUGCAGACUUCUCUCCACUAUCGGCAAGGACCUGGACUUUGAGAAGGCGAAGCCUCGUAUGGAUCAGUAUUUCAACCAGAUGGACAAAAUCAUCAAGGAGAGAAAGACGUCGUCCAGAAUCCGCUUCAUGCUGCAAGAUGUUCUGGACCUCAGAAAGAGCAACUGGGUGCCUCGAAGAGGAGAUCAGGGCCCUAAAACGAUCGACCAGAUCCACAAAGAGGCAGAACUGGAGGAGCACAGGGAACAGAUCAAAGUCCAGCAACAGCUCCUGUCAAAGAAAGACGGUGGUGGUGGUGGAGGAGGAGGAGGUGGUGGUGGAGGAGGCAGGAUGGGAGGUAACGUGGGAGGCCGAGGCCCCCACACACCAGGAGGAAGCCGGGUCAGCCAGCCCCAGGACGAGGGCUGGAACACGGUGCCCAUUUCCAAGAAUCGACCCAUCGACACCACCCGCAUUAGCAAGAUCACAAAGCCCGGUGCUGUCGACUUCAGUAAUCAGCUGCUGGCUCCUGGUGGAAAAGGCAUGUGGGGGAGCUGGGGGAAAGGCAGCAGUGGAGGAACUGGGGCUAAACAAGCAAGUGUAGAUCAAGACUCUGGGCGUCCAGCCACCAGCACCCUCAACCGCUUCUCGGCCCUGCAGCAGGGAUCCAUGUCGUCAUCAGCYGACACUGAUCGCAGAGUUCCUCAGAGGUCGAGCUCCAGUCGCGAGCGGGGAGCUGACCGAGACCGCAGCGACCACGACCGAGAUCGCUUUGACCGAUUCACUCGCAGCGACAGACGCGACGGGAACCAAAUCACCAAGAGGAGCUUCAGCAGGGAGUCGCAGGAGCGUGGCGGCGAGGGCCGAGCCGCCAACGAGUCCGUGCGCCGCGUCGCCAGCAUGACCGACAGUCGAGACCGAGGCAGCAGAGACCGAGGGAGUCGAGACAGGGGCAGCAGAGACCGAGGGAGUCGAGACCGAGGAAACAGAGAACAAGGAAGUCGAGACCGAGGAAACAGAGAACAAGGAAGUCGAGACCGAGGAAACAGGGAACAAGGAAGUAGAGACCGAGGAAACAGGGAACAAGGAAGUCGAGACAGAGGAAGCCAGGACACCGGUCCAAGCAAAGACGUCCCAGUUAAGCGUGAAAGUGUUCCCACUCCUCCUGGUCUUCCUAAACCAGCCAUGACUGAGGAGGAGGUUGAGAAGAAGUCGACCGCCAUCAUUGAAGAAUUCCUGCACAUCAAUGAUGUGAAGGAGGCCUUGCAGUGUGUGGCAGAGCUCAAUAGUGCCUCACUACUUUAUAUAUUUGUGCGCACCGGUGUCGAGUCGACACUCGAACGCAGCACUAUCGCGAGGGAGCACAUGGGCCUUUUGCUGCACCAGCUUAUAAAGGCGGGGACGUUACCCAUACAGCAGUACUACAAAGGGCUACAAGAGAUCCUGGAGUCAGCAGAGGACAUGGCCAUAGAUAUACCUCACAUCUGGCUCUACCUGGCUGAGCUGCUGACCCCCAUUCUCCAUGAAGGAGGCAUCCCUAUGGGACAGCUCUUCAGGGAGAUCUCGAAGCCUCUCGUGCCUCUGGGGAAGGCCGGCGUGCUGCUGGCACAGAUCCUCAAGCUGCUCUGCAAAGGAAUGACUCAAAAGAAGGCUGGGACGUUGUGGAGAGAAGCUGGGCUAAAUUGGAACGAUUUCUUGCCAGAAGAUGAAGAYGUGAACAAAUUUGUCACUGAUCAGAAAGUCGAGUUCACCACAGAGGAGAUGGAGUCGAAAGACACCGGCAAGAAAAAGGUCCUGAGCGGAGAGGAGCUCAGCAAAGAGCUGGACAGACUGCUGGAGGACAAAGCCAACAACCAGCGCAUCAGAGACUGGACCGAGGCUAAUUUGGAUGAGCAGCAGACUGCUUCCAACCAGUUUGUACGAGCACUGAUGACCUCAGUGUGCCAGUCUGCCAUCAUAUGCGACAACCCUUACAAGGUGGAUGUGGCGCAGAUCAACCAGAGGGCCAGCCUGCUGCAGAGAUACCUGUGUGACGAGGAGAAGGAGCUGCAGGCCCUUUAUGCCCUCCAGGCUCUCAUGGUGCGCAUGGAGCAACCUGCAAACCUUCUGCGGAUGUUCUUCGACGCCCUGUACGACGAGGACGUAAUCAAAGAGGAGGCCUUCUACAAAUGGGAGUCCAGCAAAGAUCCCGCAGAGCAAACGGGGAAAGGUGUGGCCUUGAAGUCAGUCACCGCCUUCUUCACCUGGCUCCGCGAGGCCGAGGAGGAGUCCGACAAGGACUAAGAGGCGGUGGAGUCCRAUCUGCCACCUCCCCUUUUGUCUAGACAGGGAACCUGCGAAGAGUCAUGAACGUUAUAUGAAGCCAGAGUGGCAGACUCUAAUCAAUCCUCAAUGAGGAUAAAUCUUUAUUUUUGUUUUAUUUUUUAUUUCUCUGGGGGGGUGAACUCAAAAAACAAACAAACAAAAAAAGAAACAUCACUCUCCUCCUCCUCCUCCUGCUUUACACAGCAAGUGUCCUCAUCAGAUAAACUUGAAAAUGAUUCAGCAGGACUGCUUCUUAACGAGGUGUGAAAUCUCCCACAUCACUACGACUUUUUGUCACAGUAAAACACAAACCAACUGGCUGCUCUCUCAUUGCUCUAUGCCUAUGAUCCUCUCGGACCUGCAGGAAGAACCAGCAGGGGGGCGGUGUGCCGUGCGGUGGGUUCUGUGAUUCAUUGAGGGACGGGUCGUUCACCAGUUCAAUCCAAACACAGGUCCUUUACUGGAAUGUGCAGCAUGACUGAAGUGUGUUGCUAUGAAAGAUACAUGAACUAAUCUUAAUUUGACAGAUGGAGUUUUUAAAGCGAAGGUUGUCUAUUUUCCUUUUUCUGUUUCCUGUUUUGAGCUUACAGUGGACUGUGGACUCGGCACUACUGGGAGGUGGUCUUAAUGCUUCCUCUAAGCCAUCCUCUCCCGCCCCCCCAGUAGCGAGCUACACUGACUGACUCUUCCUCUUUACCUCUUCUAAACCUGACUCUUAAUGACCCAAUCACAGUUUAAACUUGAAAUCUGCAGAAAAAAAAWUUAACUUGAUAAAAUAUAUAUAGAGUGGAAAAGAAAGAUUAAAAAAAUAAAAAGCAGAAGUGAUCCGAAAGCCUUUUCUACAUUAAGUGAAAACUCAUUUCAGGACCUUUCUGUAAAUAUAUAAUAACGAUGAUAUACUUUUUUUUUUCUUUUUCUGUUUUAUUUUUCAGAAAUGGUGAUUUUCUGAUAUAAUUGCAGUGUCUCCUUUUCCAACAGAGAACAGUUGUCCAGAUGCAGAGAGGUGCUUUAGAUAAUCUGUUGAUUAUUAGUUUUAUUUGAAUUUUGUAAAUAUGUUUUCUGCUUUCUUUAUUUAAGAAAUGAUUGCUUCUUUUGCAUCAGAAACUGGAAAGAGGAGGUGACAGAACAUUACAAAUAAAGGAGUUAUUGAGUUGCUGAG
Messenger RNA from Austrofundulus limnaeus, 6807 nucleotides. It is a transcript of the gene eif4g1a, whose product is annotated as eukaryotic translation initiation factor 4 gamma, 1a. The record is from RefSeq and is a predicted model, not a curated record. Bases 447 to 5627 code for a protein of 1726 amino acids. The transcript has 32 exons. Lineage: Eukaryota; Metazoa; Chordata; Actinopteri; Cyprinodontiformes; Rivulidae. Gene Ontology annotation, molecular function: mRNA binding; translation initiation factor activity; protein binding. Gene Ontology annotation, cellular component: eukaryotic translation initiation factor 4F complex.